GGCUCAUUAGUUUAUUUGUGCAGUUUAGUUGCGUGUUAUUUACCAAGAGCAGGAUGAAUUCUUCUUGGAGGGUAGUCGUGUUCCUGGGGCUCGUUAUCUUGUGCCACUCCAGAAGAGCAAGGGCUUGUAACGGUGGCUAUGAGAUGAUCAUUCACAGUAUUGAAAACUGUGCCGGAGAAGGACAGAUCGUUACCAUCGAUCCCAAGUCUACUGUCACGCUGAUGGAGGACUGUAAAGUAAAGUCCAAAGCUACGGCACGCACCGUGGGAUUCAAGACGGCUAUGAUGGACGUAACGAUCACCAAGAAUGGCCUACCGGUGCUGAAGGAAACGGUCGACAUCUGUGCGAACCUGGAGGAGGCGUCCGGCAACAAAGAAGCGGCCGAAAUCAUCACCAUGUUCGGUGUGCCGGACCAUUGCCCGGUGGCCGCUAGUGAAAUACGUACCGACGAAAGCCAAACAUACAGCUUGGAGAAGUAUAAGCAACAUCUGCUGGUAGCACAGGGUCGUUCGAUCAUCGAUGUGCUUGUGAAACAUGAAAAGGGUGAAAGCUGCUUCAAGAUUGACAUGGAAGUUACUUCACCAAAUCUGAUCGGUUGAUGAGCGAACUAUUCGAAGGUCAAUUUGAUGUGGUAGUGUUUCGUCGUGUCUGCCUAUGAAUCCUAAACCUAUGUCACCAAUUCACGAAGGUCAAUAAACAUGUUUGAACAAAUCCAAAAACUGA
Molecule: messenger RNA, 723 nt
Organism: Anopheles arabiensis
Lineage: Eukaryota; Metazoa; Arthropoda; Insecta; Diptera; Culicidae
Exons: 4
Coding region: 54-599 (181 amino acids)
Source: RefSeq, a predicted model, not a curated record